GGCGCCGCCGAGGGGACCGGCCGCCGCGGCGAGAGCGCGCCAGCCCCGCCGUGAUGCCCGCGCGCCCCGGACGCCUCCUCCCGCCGCUGCCCCGGCCGCUGGCCCUGGCCGCGCUGCCGCUGCUGCUGCUGCUGGGCCAUGGCGGCGGGCGCGGGGGCGCCUGGGCCCAGGAGCCGGGGGCGGCGGCGGCGGCGGCGGCGGACGGGCCCCCACCGGCCGACGGCGAGGACGGGCAGGACCCGCACGCCAAGCACCUGUACACGGCCGACAUGUUCACGCACGGGAUCCAGAGCGCCGCGCACUUCGUCAUGUUCUUCGCGCCCUGGUGUGGACACUGCCAGCGGCUGCAGCCCACUUGGAAUGACCUGGGAGACAAGUACAACAGCAUGGAGGACGCCAAGGUCUACGUGGCUAAAGUAGACUGCACAGCCGAGUCAGAUGUGUGCUCCGCCCAGGGGGUCCGAGGAUACCCCACCUUGAAGUUUUUCAAGCCUGGCCAAGAAGCUGUGAAGUACCAGGGUCCUCGGGAUUUCCAGACACUGGAAAACUGGAUGCUGCAGACGCUGAAUGAGGAGCCUGCGACACCAGAGCCAGAAGUCGAACCGCCCAGAGCUCCUGAGCGCAAGCAGGGACUGUAUGAGCUCUCAGCAAGCAACUUUGAGCUGCACGUCGCACAAGGCGACCACUUUAUCAAGUUCUUCGCUCCGUGGUGUGGUCACUGCAAAGCUCUGGCUCCAACCUGGGAGCAGCUGGCUCUAGGCCUUGAACAUUCUGAAACUGUCAAGAUUGGCAAGGUCGACUGUACGCAGCACUAUGAACUCUGUUCAGGAAACCAGGUUCGUGGCUAUCCCACUCUUCUGUGGUUCCGAGAUGGUCAAAAGAUUGACCAGUACAAAGGCAAGCGGGAUUUGGAGUCCCUGAGAGAGUAUGUGGAAUCACAGCUGCAGAGCACGGAGCAGGGAGCCCCGGAGGCCGUCGAGCCGUCAGAGGCCCCAGUGCCAGCCACUGAGCCCGCGGCCAAGGGCACCCUGUUGGCACUCACGGAAAAUAACUUCGAUGACACGAUCGCAGAAGGAAUAACCUUCAUCAAGUUUUAUGCUCCAUGGUGUGGUCAUUGUAAGAAUCUGGCUCCUACUUGGGAAGAACUCUCUAGAAAGGAAUUCCCUGGUUUGGCAGAGGUCAAGAUUGCAGAGGUGGACUGUACUGCGGAACGGAAUAUUUGCAGCAAGUACUCGGUACGAGGCUAUCCCACAUUGCUGCUUUUCCGCGGAGGGAAAAAAGUCAGUGAGCACAGUGGAAGCAGAGACCUUGACUCGCUGCACCACUUUGUCCUGCGCCAGGCAAGGGAUGAGCUGUAAAACCCAGUCCCAAGUCGCCCGGCCACCCGUGCCCAGGGUGUGGGAGCUGAAUUGUGCAGGUGUGGAGUUUCACGUGGUGGUUUUUCAGAGAGCUGAAUGUACUAAACUUGUGGUAUCUUCUUUGUGUGUGUGAUUUUUAAGGCAACACACUCUACAAAUUCUUUAAGUUUCUCUAAGUAAACACGUAACUCAUGAUCCCUUCACAAACAAUAUUUUCAGUGGCGAUCUGUCGUCCCCUUUACCUUUCUCUUGAUGAAUCUAAAUGGUUUCCUUUGAGACUAAAAUAGAGUUGAGAAAAAUCAAAUUGCUCAACUA
This is a messenger RNA of Leopardus geoffroyi (Geoffroy's cat), 1673 nucleotides long. It is a transcript of the gene TXNDC5, whose product is annotated as thioredoxin domain containing 5. Gene Ontology annotation, biological process: protein folding. Gene Ontology annotation, cellular component: endoplasmic reticulum. The transcript has 10 exons. NCBI's taxonomy places the organism in Eukaryota, Metazoa, Chordata, Mammalia, Carnivora, Felidae. Gene Ontology annotation, molecular function: protein disulfide isomerase activity. The coding region runs from base 54 to 1358 and encodes 434 amino acids. The record is from RefSeq and is a predicted model, not a curated record.